AUGGAAGAGCACCGCACCUGGAAGAUUAAACUCCCGCCCGAGGAGUGCCCUGAUCCGGACUCUUUGGGCUCGCUUGAAGCCAUUUACCGCGAAUUAUGUCGCAUUGACGACAUCGAUUGGAGUCUCACCAAGCCAAGGCUUGACGGGUUCAACGACGCUUGGUGGGAAUACUUUGACGGAAACAGCGAUGGAGACUUCGCAACGGAAGAACAGAUCGAGGCUGCGUGCCGAGAUGCAAUCUGGCGGGUUGACUGUGACCGCGAGGCCCUGAGGAAGAAAGCAAUGCAUCUUUCACGCGACACCUUGAGACAUCUCGGCAUUGUUGAUUUACCAAUGGAGAUCCUUUCUCAUAUCUUCGGCUACCUCCAGCACCAAGCCAUUGAGGUUAGGGACAAGAACAUCAUCUACUGGCCCUCCAAAGUCCAGUCCGUGGCGAAUGCAACUGGACCACUUCUCACGGUAUACAACGCGCGUCAAGUCUGCCGUCUCUUCAACACACUCGCGUCGCCACUCCUUUGCCCAAUACUCAAUCUAAAGAUUGAACAAGAAUCUCUGGAUCGGGCCGAGAAUCUCCUCGCGAACCCAAACAUCGCCAGUGGUGUCACGGGCAUCCAGGUGUCACUCGAGUACCGCCCCCUCGAGCUGGCAGAGAGUUUCAGGCGGUUCGCCAUAGUUAGGAUGGGACAUCUUGAACGGUUGAAUCGGGAAGUGGAUUGGCCCAUCAGCGUUACCGAUCAGGAGGAUCGAGAAUAUAGAACGGAUCAUCUGCGAGCGGGUAAUUACCAGGAGAUACACGAUGCGUGGAAUUAUUUUCUCACUAUCCAGGAAGGGGAGGCCUACCUCUUCUCGGAAGAGGAGGAUGAAGAAGAGGAUGACCGAGUCUAUGAGCCAUUUGGGAUUUCAACGUACCUACCAGACAAGGCGGCAGUCGAAAUCUGGAGAAUAUUCUGCAACGGCCACAGAGAAUACGUCAAACUUCAAAAAUCCCAGCACGACUUGAUCCAAUCUCGGACCUUUGUCAAGACUCUGUCACGGCUGCUGGCCUCGCGACUGAACCGACCCCUCGCCCUGAGGAUGCACACCAGUUUCGACCCCGACGGAUUAUGGAACCAGGACGACGCCUACAAGAUUCUCACCGACAAUGCGGAACUAGCCAAGUUUCUGCCUACAGCAAAUACCUGGAGUGAAAUGAUGCACACUAUGAGGACCCCCGUAGUGCUCCAUCAGAUAAAGAUUCUUUCUGAACUCCCCAUAGCCAUGCACGAGGCUGGAGUUGUGCUGAGGCACCUGGCGGUCAACCACCUACCUGAAUACAACAGCUUCUCUACAAUAUGUCCAGGCGACGACGAGAGUCUCGAUUCUCCAGCGUGGGAACAACUGUCGGAAGCAUGCCAACACCUUGAAGUUUUCCAGGUUGAAUGGGGUGGCCGCCCUGCGCGAGGAAGCUUCCGCUACAUCGACAAUCAGGAGUACAGUGAAAGAUAUGUCAACUCGGUGCUUUCAAGUCAACAGCUCGAGCAUGUCAAUGUCACAAUCAGCCCCUUUGGUCUAAGCGACGGCACUGGCAAUACUACAGAAAGAGUACCACACAUGCCAGGUGUCCUGGCAAGCAUCAACUGGCCACGAAUCAAAAAAGUCAGCAUCAACACUUUGAGUCUACGCUACAAGGAGCUUGAAAACUUUUGCAAAGCUCUAGGUUCAACCAUCGAGUACAUCGGUCUCAUAUCGGUCAAUUUGGAAAGCGGCAGCUGGGUAAAUAUUCUAGAUAUACUGCGCGACAAGAUGGCCAGUAGCCGCAAGUCAGGGAGGUGCCGAGUCUGGCUGGCUGAUCUGCGAGGAGGCGAACUUGGCCAGAGGGGGAGUAACUUUGUCAACCGUACGCCUAACCCCCGGAGAAGGGAGCUUGAGGACCCAGGGUUGGUAGACUUGUUUCGGGAUUACAUCCAGGGAGAGAUGAAGGAGAAUCCAGCGCUCAAAAGUAGAUUUUUCUGGAGUUCAGGGGAGCCCAAGGAGUAG
Molecule: messenger RNA, 2016 nt
Organism: Fusarium vanettenii 77-13-4
Lineage: Eukaryota; Fungi; Ascomycota; Sordariomycetes; Hypocreales; Nectriaceae
Exons: 1
Coding region: 1-2016 (671 amino acids)
Source: RefSeq, a predicted model, not a curated record